Exophiala bonariae is the source of this 1407-nucleotide messenger RNA. RefSeq lists its product as uncharacterized. Gene Ontology annotation, molecular function: transmembrane transporter activity. The record is from RefSeq and is a predicted model, not a curated record. NCBI's taxonomy places the organism in Eukaryota, Fungi, Ascomycota, Eurotiomycetes, Chaetothyriales, Herpotrichiellaceae. Gene Ontology annotation, cellular component: membrane. Gene Ontology annotation, biological process: transmembrane transport. The coding region runs from base 1 to 1407 and encodes 468 amino acids. The transcript is spliced from 5 exons.
AUGGCAACCUUCGAGAAGGACAUGAUGGCAACAUCAGAACCGAAGCAUAACCUUGAGAAUGGUGAAAUCUUACCACACAUUGAUAAAGAAGCCGAAAGAUCAUAUGAUCGCAGUAAUCUGGGAAAUGCAAAGACCGAUGGCAUGGAUAAAGACAUGAAAUUCAAGGGCAAUGAAUAUUCAUUGCUGAUCUUGUUAUUUUACGUCCCUUUCGGACUCUGUGAUCUCCCUUUGAAUUUGCUUACAAAGAAAUUUUCUGGAAGAGUUAUGCUGCCAACACUCAUGUUGGGCUGGGGCGCUAUGUCCUUGAUCCAGUGCGCUGCUAAAAACUUCGGAGGCAUGUUGGCAAUCAGAUUGAUUCUUGGUACAUUUGAGGCAGGCUUCUUUGCUGGAGUGGUUUUCUACAUGACUCUGUUUUAUACAAGAGGUGAACUAGGCUUCCGAAUCGCGUUAUUCUUUGGCAGUGCCCUCCUUGCGGCAGCAUUCAGUGGCCUGAUCUCCUAUGCCGUGUUCCAGAUCAAACAUGUCAAUGUGAAGGGGUGGAUGUGGCUAUUCAUCAUUGAGGGAGCUGCUACCGUCAUCGUGGCGGCCGUUGCAUACUUCUGGCUCCCCGCUCGCCCUGACACUGCUUGGUUCCUCAACGAGGCCGAGAAAAACGCAGCAAGAGCUCGUUCCCUGAGAGAUUCUUCGAAAAGCGUCAACUCCGAGUUCGAUCUAAAAGCAUGCUUUGCUACCUGGAAAGAUUGGAAGUUUGGAUUAUGGGUGAUCAUCUCCUUCACCUAUCCGGUUGCCUUUGCCACAACAUCCAAUUUUCUGCCUCAGAUUGUCCAAAGACUUGGAUACUCGGUUGUCAAAACGAAUUUGUGGACAGUUGCCCCAAAUAGUGUUGGCUUUGUGAUACUACUAUGUGUCACCAAAUCCUCUGACUACUUUCGUGAGCGCACAUAUCACAUCGUCUUCGCAUUAACGGUUUCCCUCACUGGUAUGAUCAUUCUUGCCGCAAUUGAUCCAUUACACAGUAAGGGAGUUGCAUAUUUCGCAUGCUUCCUCAUGGCGGGAGGUGCAUAUAUACCUAGCUGUCUUGUACACUCCUGGCACAACAACAAUAACCUGGAAGAGAACUCGCGUGCAGCCACUACCGGUCUGUUGGUGGGACUCGGAAACUUGGGAGGAAUACUUUCGGCAUCGACUUUCAGGGUCGAAUAUGCACCUGGUUAUGUCCCUACCCUGAUUGCCACAAGUGCAUGCAAUGUCACAUGCAUUGCCUUCACACUUUAUAUGGGACUCUACAUGAAGAGAGAAAAUGCGAAGCGCAACAAAGAACAGGGCGUUGUUUUACGAGCUGAAGAUGUCAACACGAGUGAGCUCGAAGAUGGGCAGGAUUCGUUCAAUUGGAGAUAUUUCACUUAG